AUGGAGAUGGAUGCUGGCGGUUCUUGCUCGAGGAAGCGGAAAUCGGCGGGACUCGACCCAGACGAGGCGGCGGCGCCGGCUGCAGAGGGACAUGGUCCGGAGCCCGCGGACGAGGACCAGGAGCCGCCGCUUCCCGCAGCGGGUGGGGGAGGUGAGGACCGCGUCAGCCACCUCCCCGACGGCGUCCUCGGCGACACCAUCUCGCUCCUCCCCACCAAGGAAGGCGCCCGCACGUCGAGGAAGCGGAAAUCGGCGGGACUCGACCCAGACGAGGCGGCGGCGCCGGCUGCAGAGGGACAUGGUCCGGAUCCCGCGGACGAGGACCAGGAGCCGCCGCUUCCAGCUGCGGGUGGGGGAGGUGAGGACCGCAUCAGCCACCUCCCCGACGGCGUCCUCGGCGACAUCAUCACGCUCCUCCCCACCAAGGAAGGCGCCCUCACAUCGCUCCUCGCAACCCGAUGGCGCCACCUCUGGAGCGACGCCCCUCUCAACCUCGACCACCGCGGGCUCCGCAAAGACGUGAAGGACCUCGCCGCCCUUGUUCGCCACCGUCGAGGCCUGGAUCCGGUCCCCGCCUUCCGCAACCUCCAGGAGCUUGACAUGUGCAGAUUCGGAUUUCAGUACGCGCAUCUAUGGCCAAAGCCUGUGCCAGCGACGGCUGCCUUCUGCUUCUCGGAAACACUCUGUGCUGCUACCAUUGCAGAUUGCCAUGUCCCCGAUAUCACAGCCCAAGCGAUUCACUUCCCCAAGCUUAAGAAGCUCGAGCUUGAUCAUGUCACCAUCUCCGAAUCCUCGCUGCGCACCGUGCUUACGGGUUGCCUUGCUUUGGAGUGCUUGCUGAUUGCGCACAGCUAUGGCUUCCGUCGUGUCCAAAUCAACUCCAUUAGCCUUAGACGCAUGUGUGUGAAAGGCUAUUUUGCUGGCGGACCGCUCCACUUUGGGGAACUCAUCAUCCAGAAUGCCCCUUGUCUUGAGAGGUUGAUCCAACAUGGUUCAUAUAACCCGCAUAUUUCGGUAAUCUCCGCGCCUAGACUGGAGACCUUAGGUUUCAUUUCAUCUGAUGCCAGACUCGCGCUUGGCUUGACAGUCAUUCAGGAAUUGCGUAUUGUUGAUAACCUAAUGCCAGAGGUGCGCACCGUCAAGAUUUUAGCUGUUAAUACUCAUGCUCUUAGUCUGGAUGUUGUCAUUGGCUUGCUGAGGUGUUUUCCAUGCUUGGAAAAGCUAUACAUUAAGUCUCGUGGACGAGGGGAAUCCAACGUAUGGCGUAAAAAACACCUAGGUUUUACAAGUUCUUUUGACAUCCGUCUGAAGAAAAUUUCGUGGGAAUAUUACCGGGGCAUCAAGUCGCAUGUUGACUUUGCCACAUUCUUUGUGGAAAACGCCAAGGUGCUAGAGUUAAUGACCAUUCAGGUCUCUAAAUAUGAUUACCAUGAGGCGUUCUUUGCAGAACACCAUAAGAAGCUUCGGCUGGACAGCAAGGCCUCAAGAGUUGCUCGGUUUCGUUUUACAACAGAUGAGCCUCGUCGCUGCGUUAAGGGUUUUCGUGCCCAUGAUUUGGAUCUAGCUGAUCCCUUUGAAAGGAAAGAUCCUCAUCCAUUUCGUGAUUUGUCCUAA
Molecule: messenger RNA, 1614 nt
Organism: Lolium rigidum
Lineage: Eukaryota; Viridiplantae; Streptophyta; Magnoliopsida; Poales; Poaceae
Product: putative F-box/LRR-repeat protein At5g02700
Exons: 4
Coding region: 1-1614 (537 amino acids)
Molecular function (GO): protein binding
Source: RefSeq, a predicted model, not a curated record